UUUAACGUAUUUUAAAUUUUUAAAUUGCUGUUAUAGUGCUUCUCAAAUUUAAGUGUGUUGGUGAGCCAAAUAAUCCAAAACAUGCUGAACUCACUGAAGCUUUAUACAAAUAAUUGGAAAAUAGCAAGAUUCUUAGUGAUCCAGGCUAAUUAUGGAUCUGCAACGAGUUCUGAAAGUGUGGACCCAUCAACAUUCCUGAAAAAGGAAAAAACUAGCAAAGCUAUGAAGGCUUAUUUAGAACGGUCCCGUGAACAUGAUCUCUUCAUGAAACAGCAACAACAUGAAUUUGAAAUAGGAAAGCGGCAUUUAGCAAACAUGAUGGGUGAACCUCCAGAAAAUUUUGAUAGUCAGGAAAAAAUUGAUGAAGCGAUUCGUUAUCUUUUUCCAUCAGCACUCUAUGAAAAACGAGCAAGACCAAUGAUGAAACCACCAGAGGAAAUUUUUCCACAAAGAAAAGCCGCUGAGUUUGAUGAAGCUGGUCGGCCUUUCCAUAGUUUGUUUUAUACAGGAAAACCUAACUUUUUCCAACUCCUCCACAAUAUUGUUGCCUGUACUAAUGAUUGUAACAAUUUCGAGGAUCGUAUGAUUCGUCAGCAGAAAGCAGCAGAUCCUUCUCUUCAAUUGGAUCUUUCAAGCACCCAAUGGUUGACUCAAGAGCAAUUGGAAUUGAAAUUAAUGGAAACGAUAAAACCAAUUGAAUAUGAUAAUUUUGUAAAUGCAAUGGUUCGACUUGGAAACCAUCCUUACUCUUAUCGUCAUAAAGACUUUAUGGAUAUUUAUCGACGACCAAUAACAAAUCAAAGUAUUACUUUGAAUGUUCCUAAGCCUAAAGUAGACGAAUCUGGACGAAGCUAUAUAACAGUUUACGGAUGUUGUAGAAAAAGUGCAAGAGGCCAUGUCACAAUUAGAGCUCCAGGUACUGGUAAAAUCAGCAUUAAUGGUGAGCCGAUAACUUUCUUCGAAUACGAUCAAGCUCGCGAACAGCAAAUAAUGGAAAAUCUUGGCUACAAAGAAGGCUCAACGAAGCCAAAAAUUCCAAGCAAACGUCGGAUGAGUCGUGUUCGAGCGAGUAUUGUUGAAAAUGAAGCUCUACCGCUUUCAUUAUCCCCAAGGUUCAAAAACGCAGCAGCAGCCUCGAUGGUACGAUGGCGUCAAGAUCCUGAAGCAAUGAUUGAAGAAGAAUUUCCUUCUGAAGACUUUGAAUACAUGGAAGUUGGCCCGUCACCUCCCGCAGAAAGUGCGCCGAGCACAAUGUACGACAGUUUCGAAGAACCGACGACAGAUUUAAGCAUUCAAAUUAGUCGUGAGUUGAUUAGAAAUAAUUUGGUGGAUCAAUUAAAGGCGUUAGGAAAAAAUGGUGACUUGAAUCUUCUGGAAGAUAUCGAACAAGGAAAUAUUGUGGUUGAGAAUUGUGCUGAGACGUUAGCGGAAACAAGUAAAAUGGAGAAGAAUAUUUUAUAUUUAUGGUGUGCCUUUGUAAAGCGUUGGGAUCUUCUCGAGCUAGUUAUAAAAGUUGGAGCUGAUAUACAUUUUUGUGAUCAAAAUGGCUACACGGCAAUACAUUUAGCUGCAUUUAGCGGUUGUUUAUCAAGUGUUAGCUUUUUAUUAAGUCGUAGAAUUGAUGUGAAUUAUCACACGAAAUGUUUUACACCACUUCACUUCGCAGCCUUUGGUAACUCGCCGGAUACUGCAAAGAUGCUCAUAAAUAAUGGAGCAAAAGUUAUCAAUGGAAAUAAUAAUAACACAGCAAAGCCAAGCCCUGACGAAUCUUUACUGCAUUGUGCAGUUCGCGCGAAUUCUGUUCAAUGUUUAAAGCUUUUCAUUGAAGAAGGUUGUGAUGUUAAUCAGCUUCGAUCAAAUGGAACAAACGCAAUUCAUUUGGCAGCUGAUCUUGGACAAAUUCAAUGUUUGGAAGUUCUUUUAAAUGCACCGAAAGCUGAUCCCAACAUUAGAAUCUGCAUUCGCGAAAAAGAGUCAACAGCACUCCAUUUGGCAGCUGAUGAUGGCAAUGUUGAAUGCGUCUCAUUGUUGCUUUCAAAAGGCGCUGAUGCUAAGGUGAAAAAUCAUCGUGGAUUAACACCACUUCAUCUUGCUGCAAGAACUUCAAGUCUUGAAGUUGUUGAGGUACUUUUGCGUGAUGGAAAUGCUGAUCCAAAUGCUGAAGACUUUGAUCAUCGUACGCCACUUCAUGCUGCCGUUGGAAAAUCUGAUUCGGCUUUUGAUAUUUUAGAGACUUUAAUAUCUUGGGGUGCUAACGUGAAUGCAAAGGAUGUUUAUGGCUUCACAGCGCUACAUUUAGCUGCCUUAGAUAGUCUCGCACAUUGUGUAGAAAUGUUGAUUUACCAUGGGGCAGAUGUAAGCACUAAAUCAAGGAAAGGAACAACUGCAUUAAAUGUUAUUAACCGUAAGACUCCCGCUUCACUUGCAAUGGUCAAUCAAAUAUUUGAUGAAGCGAUUACAUUAACUCAUUCACAAGAAAAUUCAAAUCGAGAGGUUGAACUUGAACUUGACUUUCGCAGCAUCUUACAACAUUGCCACCCACGCGAGAUCAGCUACUUGAACACAUUUGUUGAUGAAGGAAACAAAGAAAUAUUGCAGCAUCCGCUUUGCUCUGCGUUUCUCUACAUUAAGUGGGGAAAAAUACGCAAAUAUUAUAUCGCUCGACUUCUAUUCUGCUUUACGUUUGUUUUAUUUUUGACACUCUACGUUCUCACUGCUCUUGCACACAAUUGUUACAAUGGAAGCAAAGAAAUGGAAGAAACAAUUCAAGAACAGGAAUUAUGUCAAAAGCAAUCCAUUCUGGGUGAUUUGUUGCGCAAUAAUCCAUUCGUCAUGGAUAUGCAAUGGUGGGUUCUUGUUGCUAUAACAAUGAUUGAAGUAUUCCGAAAAUUCUAUGGGAUCACCGGUUAUUCAUCAUUUAAAUAUUACAUACGUCAAAUCGAGAAUAUUAUUGAGUGGUUUGUCAUUUGCAGCGUGUUCGUCAUCUCUCAUGUUUACACUGAUAGAACCUACACAUGGCAGAACCAUAUCGGUGCAUUCGCUGUGCUACUUGGUUGGACCAAUUUGAUGCUGAUGAUUGGACAAUUGCCAGCACUCGGCGCUUAUGUUGCCAUGUACACAAAAGUUCAAAAAGAAUUCGCAAAAUUAUUUGCUGCUUAUUCAUGUAUGCUGAUUGGCUUCACAAUUAGUUUUUGUGUAAUUUUUCCAUCAUCGUCAGCCUUCGCGAAUCCAUUCAUGGGAUUCAUAACAGUUCUAGUAAUGAUGACCGGCGAAAAUGAUGUUUCAAUUCUUGUUAACGAUCCCGAUGGCAAAGAUCCACCUUUUUUCCUCGAAGUGAGUGCACAAGUAACAUUCGUUCUCUUCGUAAUGUUUGUGACCGUAGUGCUGAUGAAUUUAUUAGUCGGUAUAGCAGUCAACGAUAUUCAGGGACUAAGAAAAACAGCUGAUUUAUCAAAACUCGUGAGACAAACUCAACUCAUAUCCUACAUUGAAUCGGCAUUGUUCAACGGAUGGUUGCCGAAUUGGUUGCGUAGUUUGUUGCACUACACAGCCCUUGUGUCGCCGCAAGCAUAUCGUGUUGUGUUGAGUGUGCGUCCCUUAAAUCCCGGUGAAAAACGUUUGCCACGUCACAUUCUCAUGUCGGCAUACGAGAAAGCAAGGACGAAGAAGCAUACUGGAAACACAGUGUCAGUUAAAAACUCUACAAUCUCGUAUUUCACCUAUAAGAAUAAAUUGGAGAAUAACAGUUCAAAUGCUCUAAUGGAUCGUUCGGUUGAUUCCGAUUAUUUUGAAACUGAAAGUUUGUGCACUUUAACGAAUAAAAUCGAAGAGAACGCCGAAAAAAUUGACCAAUUAUCGAAUGAAAUUCGCGAACUUAAGAAUGUUAUUGGUCAAGAUAGAACAUUAAUUGAACGAUUAAUACAGUUAAUGUCAACGAAGACAAUAGAAUUACAACAAUUAUCUACAGAGCAACAGUAAACUUCCUAUCAACAUUCUCCAUUCUUCAAAAUUCUGAAGAACUUUUGCAAACAUUUUUAUCACUCCAACAACAUAUUCGCUGAUUAAAAAUCCAAAGAUUCAAUAAAUAAAAUAUUUAAUUCAUAAAGUAAACUAAAAAUAUUAUAAUUAAACUUCAAAGUUGUAAAAAAUCCUUCAACUCUUAUCACCUACCUAGUUAGGUUUUGUAUCAAUUUCUGGUGAUAUAAAAUUUGAGAAAUAAAUUUUAGUCUGCAUAGAAUGUUUAAAUUUAAAUUAAAAAAGAAGCAAAAGUAAUCUUCCAAUUGUGAUUUAACUAACUUAAGGUAACAUUUAUAUCAGCUUAUAAUAAUUAUCUCUAAUUAGAUAGUUUAAAUUAUCAUGCAGUAAUUGUUUCGAAAACGAUAAGAACGAAAACUUUUACUUCAAGAGUUUCUUGUUAAGAAACGAAUAAACAUUCUUCUCAGCUCCUUUUGCGCAAGAUAUUUAUUUUUAUGAGUAAAUUACGAUCAUAAUUUACCUAAUUUUUCUUCUUUGUUUUAUUUUUAUUCGACGAAAAAACCAAAAGAUUUUGUAUCCAUUGAUAUUUA
Molecule: messenger RNA, 4565 nt
Organism: Clunio marinus
Lineage: Eukaryota; Metazoa; Arthropoda; Insecta; Diptera; Chironomidae
Source: the annotation of a GenBank genome assembly